Messenger RNA from Pocillopora meandrina, 10086 nucleotides. Lineage: Eukaryota; Metazoa; Cnidaria; Anthozoa; Scleractinia; Pocilloporidae. The record is from the annotation of a GenBank genome assembly.
AUGCUUUCUUCAGAACACAAUAUGCAGAUUGUAUACCAUGGGAUUUCCGUAGACUGGACCUUGGUACAGGGGAGCCAAUCAGCCAGGUUUAUCCGGUCCCCAACAUCUCCAUGGCUGGAAAACAGUUUUUGGUACAGGGAACAACCACCGCAAUCAACAGUCCACCCAAUUAGCUCUAAGGAAACCUUAUGGAAGCCAACACAUCCUUAUCUGGCACAAGUCAAAAUGACCGACUUAUACUCAGGCCUGCACUGCUGGGAGACUGAGAUUGACCUUUUCAAUUUUCCAUCUCUAAAGGACCACGCCCUUAUUGAAGGAGGUGCCGUGAUGCCCGGGGCUGCUUACCUGGAGAUGGCCUUUGCAAUGGUAAAGGACGAAUUCGUACAUACUUCUGGCCUGGAACUUGGUGAUGUGAAACUUUCAAGUCUUCUCACUCUUCCUGAAACACAGGUAAGCGUAGUAUACACAUAAAUUAGAGACAAGCCAUAUCAGCUAGGUUGAGGUUAUCGCAACUUUUUAUCCUUUGUUCUUUAGGUUAGAUCCUUACGACUUCGCCUUUUAAAGACCGACAAAAUAGACAAGGCUCAGUUUCACAUUACAAGCGUGCAGGACGACCAGUCUGAAAUUAUUUUGAGUAGUGGAAACAUCUCGGUCGAUUUCUUGGACACAAAAACAAACAGCGAGGAAGAAGGUAUUAUAAUAUUCAAAUGCAUUUGCCAUUCUCCAUUUAUAGCCUAUUUAUUUAUCCACCCAUUUAUAGUCAUGAUUGCAAGAGACUAUAACUAUCACAUAGAAAUUAAAAGGAGACAUUUCCCCGUUUUGGCCUUUUACAGCUUGCAAUCAAGUUGGCCCAGCCGUCAACGAGCUAAUCAGAAAUAUGAAAGAGGUGCCGAUUGAAGGAUUCAGAGAAUUAACUCAAAAGUAUGGCUUUCAGUAUGGUGGUGCCUACUCCAUCAUCAAACAGACAUGGCACCGCGAGCACGAGGGACUUUGUCUGAUCGAUAUCCACGAAUCAGCCAUCGUUCAAUCAGAAAGUAAAAAUUAUGUUGUCCACCCCUCCAUUUUGGACGCGUGUCUGCAGUCUUGCUUUAUCCCACUUGGAAUCUCAGCUACUGAUGAAAAAUCUGUUUUACCGGUGGGAUUUAAGGGCAUCACGCUGUAUCAUGUUCCAAAUACCAAUCAACUCUAUUGUCACGUCGUUGAGGAUGCCAAAGAGUUCGGGAAAUUCGACAUCACGCUUAUGAGUCCAUCUGGAAGGGUUUUACUAACUAUGAGAGAGUUCCGUAUCGCAGAAUUGAACAGCACACCACGCCGAUUUACUUCUGAUGGCCUUGUUUAUGAAAUGAAGUGGAUGGAAGAGAAUUUACAAGGACAAAGAGCAAUGGCGCCAAACUUGACCUGUCUUCUUCUCAGGGACAGCUCCCCUUUCUCAGACAUCCUAAUCGGCAAACUUCACGCUGCAAGAGUCAAUGUAAUCCCAGUUGAUCCACCCGAUGCUCUAUUUUUUGAUACAGAAACAAAAGAAACAAUCAGCAGAGAGCUUACUGCCCUACAUUCGAUCCCUUCAUCCAUGCUCAAAGUCGUCAACUUGUGGCCAGUAGAAACCACUCUCCUACCAAACAAUUUCGAUGUUAUCGAAAAAGCACAAAACCUCGCCUUCAGCAGCUCAGUUUUCUUAAUUCAACAGCUUACAAGAAACCAUUUUCUCGAUUCUCGGCUUCUGCUCGUGUCUGAAAGUACACAGCUCCUAAGUGCCACAACGAAAUCUCACAACGACUCCAUGCCUUGGGCUUCUACAAUCUGGGGUCUUCGCAGAACAGCAAAGCUCGAAGAGUCUGAUCUUAGGAUUACCACGAUUGAUCUUGGCGACAAAAAUGAUAAUGAUGAGAUAGAUUUGCUUCUUUCUGAAAUCCUUGGCGAUAGUAUGGAAGAAGAGAUUGCCUUUCGAGAUAGAAAGCGGCUCAUAAAUCGAGUUGUGAGAUCAAAUAUUUGCACCGAGCAGCCCACAAUACACAGUAAUGUUAGCGACUGGGGUUCUUUAUACUUGUCAUCCAUUCCUGCUUCACGGAAGGUCUGCUUUCGCCAGAGGAGUUUUUCGCGGCCAUCGCCCUCCGAGGUCACAGUAGAACUGCUUUAUUGCUGGACACCCUCUGAGUCAAUACUUGAUGUAGCCAGACCAGAUGCUUGUGUUUUCACCGUGGGAAAGGUGAUUCAUCUACAAAGGGAAGCUGCAAGUAAUCAGAUACAAAUUGGAGACGUUGUGUGCGGCGUUAUGGCGUCUGGACGAGUUUCUCGUUCCGUUCCCAUGCAAGUCAGGAACAUUUUUGCAAAGCCAGCUAUUUUGACGCAAGAACAAGCAACAUACAUCCCUGCCUGCCUUGCCAUAGCCUUUCACGCCCUACAACGGAUAGGAACGAUGGAAGAAAAGAAGAAGUUACUGAUUCAUCAGGCUCACCGUGGCCCUGGGCCUGUGGCAGUUGCCCUUGCAAAAGCAUUGGGUCAUGAAGUAUUUUGCACUAUCUCAGAUACUUGCCAAUCGGUGACAGAAUCCACCCUUCUAGAGCUGGGAGCAAAGAGUGUAGCACAUCAGAGUCUCACAAGUUUUGAAAAUGAUUCCAUCGACGCUUUUGAUGCAGUUUUGUUUUUCUACCCACCCUCUCCGAACGCUCUCCAAAAAAGCAGUCGACGUCUUAAACGUGGAGGAAAAGUCGUUAUCUUGGGAGCCGAAUUUGAUGGUGCCGUCGUGUUCCCUGCAAAGAAAAACGUCAUGUAUGUAAGAGAAAGCAUUUCAGAUAUCAUCCGAUCACCGCAGACUUAUCAAAAGCUCAGCUUAGAGAGUCUAGAGCUGCUGAAAGGUAGUGGAGUUCUGCAAAAGCUUCUGGAACUCAAGUUACUAUCGACAGACAUACCCACGGCAAUUGAAGCUGCAAACAAAGCCACUCUGAAAGACUCACCUCCGAAAAGGGUCCUGAGAGAAUUUCGAGGCAUUUCUUUUCUGGUUCACUCUUUUGCACCAUCUGAAGGAGGCAAUGAUCUUCUAACGAUCCCCGUGCUUCCACGAGGUCUGGAUGUGUGUGGUCUCAAAGAAAACAGAACGUACUUGGUGGCUGGGGGGACCAGAGGAUUCGGAUUUGAGGUGGCGCGUUGGAUGGCCGAGAAUGGAGCAAAGUCUAUAGGACUGAUUGGUCGUUCCAAGCUCUCAGAUACCGAGUAUCAAAAAGUACGAGAUUUAGAGACGAAGACAGGUGCAAAGUUCUAUACGUUCCAGGUAAUUUGGUGCGUUACCUUUAUGGCAGUCAAUAGUCAAACGGUUACUACUUCAUUUUCGCAACUAGAAAUGCUAAGUUGCAUUUGUACAAUACUUGGAAAGUAACUUUACCUGAAGCACAACGCACGCCAAGAAUUUUAAAGACUGUUUUCUAUUCUGUUUUUAUAGAUUGAUAUCUCCAGCCAAGAGCAAAUGUUUUCCUUACAAAAGCAGCUCCAGUCUCUUCCAAGUGUAGCUGGGAUAGUACAUUCUGCUAUGGUUCUCCGAGACGAAUACAUCAAAGAUUGGAAAUUUGAAAGUUUCGCAGAAGUUAUGGGUCCUAAGAUCAAAGGUGACUAUCGGCACUACUUCAUAUCGCAUACUUUAAUAUUUCCUUUAACAUCCUUUGUAUAUUUGAUUGACCCAAACAAAUUGAGUUAUACCUUUCAACACUUAUAAAUAUCAAAUAAUAAUCAUUCAACUUCUAGUCUGUGUUUGUUUUCCAUUUCAUCUUGUAUUAAUAUAUGAUAAAAGUGCGAUGAAAGUUCGAGUGCACCUAAACACACACGAUCAUAUCUGUUUACCAUAGGUGAAAGUAGCCCAAAUUAACUACGAAAACUAAGUGUACCUGAACAUUCAAAGACACUUGAGCACUAUCAAUUACUUAUUUUCAUUUCUUUAAAUUGGAUUGUGUAUAUAUUGUUAUCUGGAUAACGUAUUACAUAACAUAUCUUGAUUUUAUGAAUGAAAUGGAGAUUGUAAGUGUGAUAUUUCUUCUAGGUUCCUUUUUACUACACCAAAUGAGUUUGGAGAUGGAUCUAGAUUUCUUUGUUAUGUUCUCAUCUAUGGCAUCUGUUGUUGGAAUCGUGGCAUCUUCGUCAUACUCAGGCUGUAAUGCUUUCCAAGAUUCUCUUGCCCAGUAUCGAAGACAGGUACUCGGUUUGCCAGGACUUUCGAUAAACUGGGGACCAAUCAGUGGAGCUGGUGUGAUGCAACGGCAGAGUAAUAUUGCAAAAUUGAUGGCAGUUGGAGGACUGGGCUUCAUAAACGCCGGAGAUGGUAAAUAUGAUUUUUGUAACACGCUAAUGGUGGUUUUGUAUAUGAAUUUGAUUAUUCUCAUGGGUAAUAAUUAGUGGAUUUCAAAGACAAAAAAAUUAUAUCGUUGAGAAUAGUGAAAGCAGAUGAAAAUAAACAUGGCUUUUCAUAUAGUUUGUAAGAGAAUAGUUGCGUCCACUGCUCUUGAUGCUACAAGGUAAGCCGAGGAAGAGAAAUGAGCGUUUUACAAGUGUAGAUGAAGAAGCGGUUCACUCCGGGUAACAUUAGUUUAAGAUCGGCAGCUGACGGUUUUCAGCCAGUAGACGACAUUCUCUACUUAUCAAAACGUAAGCCACGUACUGGAAUUUUUCUCAAAGUACCCAGUCUUACCUAUUUCCCCUGUAUGAAAGGUGACUGCUUUUUGUACCUUAAGAGAAAAAUUGUUCAUCAGUAGUUUCCAUGGAAGAUUUUCGAUUACUUUUCAGGAGUCAAUCUGAUGGCCAAGGUUUUGACCGAGGAGCCGAGCCGUUUCCAAAUCUCUUUAUUUGGUGUGGACUGGCCUCGGUAUAUUAACAGUAAUACCGGACUACAAAAUACGCCCCGACUCUCAAUGUUCACCUCAGAAAUCAGUGUUUCUGAGAGCCAAACUAACACAGCAGAGUCUUUACUGCAAAGAAUUCGGUUAGAGAAGGACCCAGAUAAGAAAGGCGAACUUAUCGUUGAGUAUGUUCGCAUCUCGGUUGCGGAAUUGACAGGUAGUUCAUCGCUUUCAGAGACGGAUCUAAACAAAAGCUUGUAUAGCUAUGGUAUUGACUCCACUGCAGCUUUGACUCUGAAGAUGCUGCUUGAGUCAAACUUGCGGGUCUCUUUUUGAGGUGUGUAUGUCAUUAGAUAACUGAAAAACAAUGAAUUUGUAAUUUUCCCAGCUGGUGCAUUUAAGAAAGUCCCGUUGGAAUAUCCUUAUACGUAUCUUGUAACCAAAAUGUCUUUUAGUUUGCAUAGCAGCAUUGUUGUAGGAAAUACUCCAAUUAAGAACAAUUCAUUUCGAUUCAAAUGAGAGACGAUUCUCUUGAACCAUCGAUACUACUAAUUACACCCCUAUAUACCCAUAUAAGGAUCAUGCCCUCAUGUGUGUGGAUGGUUUAAUGGAAUUAAAAGUUUCUAUAAUCAUUCUUCGUACCUGGAAAUAGUGAAUAUUUAAUCAAAUUUAAACGUACGGUAGUGAAUUAUGUUCAAUCGAAACGUCGAUGCAUGUUAAACGUUUGAAACUCUUGUCUUUAGGUUUACUACUUCAUGCAGCCUGAUACUACUACACUAAAAAUGGCCAGGGACAUCAGUGCCAGGCUUCGUGGAAAAGCAAGCAGCCCGCAGAAUAGCGAGAGCCAAGAAAGUGCACCCGGACAAACUCAGUCAUCGGAGGAAACAAAUACUUCAGACAUGCCGUCCAAGAAGGAGGUUCAAGUCUUACCUCUUUACACUCCUGAGGGAUCAGCAAUAAAGUUCUUCUGUGUUCACCCUUCACAUCGCUACGCGUUGAAUUUGGUUCCCAUUUCUACCGGAUUUCAAGGACAGGUGCGUAUCUGACCGUUAUAGAAUUGAUUUAGCCCCUCAGCCAAUGACAUAAACAUCAUUUCAACAUCUUUUUUUUAUCAAUCACUUUACAUUUAGUUGUACAGCCAAAGAAAUAUUUUGCUGUCGUUGUUAUAGUUUCAAGGUAAUGUGAAUCCUGUGGUGACCAUAAGGCCGAGGUCGCUUCCCAACCCAGAUCUUAGAAGAUCGUGAAGUUUUAAGUAUCUGACUCUUUAGUUUUCCUCGCUUGACCCGGUAGCGAAAGGGGCUAGACAAUUAUUUGACGCAGUUUACAGGGGUUACAUAUUCUGGAGAUGAUAAUGAUUUCUUCUCCUCCGGAUCAACUCAUAUUCUUUAAACUUCGUUGAUUUGCACUUUCUCUUGCCCUUUAUAAAAGUACACGUCAGAGGUUUCAAACACUUUCAUCGUGUGGCUCGCAUCUUUUAUUCGUCUUUACUAGGACUUAGUAUCCUUUUAUGCUCUGGGCUUUACUGAUCCUACGGUCAUCAGUGAGGACUGGGGUGGAGUGCGUGAGCUUGCCGCUCAUUACGUUCAGCUGAUCACCAACGAACAGCGCCAUGGACCGUACUUUCUCGGGGGAUAUUCAUAUGGAGGACUUGUAGCGUACGAAAUGGCUUCCCUGUUAACAGAACAGAAUCAUAGGGUGGAGUUCCUUGUAAUGAUUGACACAUUCCCUUGGUCACUGCGUUCACGGACCAUAACCACUCGGUUAUUUUCCGCGAAGGAAGACGGAUGGUUGCCAUCGCGACAUGUUCAGGUUUGUUAAACAUUUCAAAGUUGUGUAAAUCUUUUAUAUUGAUUUAAAUUGUCUUCAUUGAAACUAGAAAUACCUCACUCAUAGACAUCUUCAUAAGGGAAAUGAAUAAAUUUUAGGAUUUUUGUCCUUAAUUGAGGAUUUGUGGACAUAUUGUAUUACCCAUGCCUCAUCUGGUGAUUUUAUGUUUAGUGUGACUCUUCCGAUUUCUUUGUUCGUGAACUCUGCGUAAGGAAUGCUUUUUCAAGGAAUCAUGAUUUAUACGGGUGGAUUUCAAAUUCGUAGAGAACAAUAAAACAUUAUUUGACGAACCCAAAAAGUAAGGUAGAACAUAGAAAUUUUCUCCAUGGUGUUUAGAGAAAUAUCCAGACGUACUUGUUUACCACCCGUUCCAAUCGGUGUACCACUUUUAGGAGGCUUUAUCUGUUCCUAUUCUAAUAUAUUAGUGCCCAAGAAAAAUUAACAGAUGCUGUCAAUCUCUCUAUUCAGUUCCAAUUCGAAAGCUACUUGGAAAAGCUUGCAGUAGACUCCCUAAAGAUGAAUGUUGACGAAUAUAAACAAAUUAGAGAUACACACACUCAAGACUGGAUCAUUGAUGAGUUGCAGAAAAGAAGCCUUACGAAAGGUCUUACCACCUACAAUUUAAGGACCCUAAGAGAAGCUCUUCUGAGGAAUCAAACCUUUGCCAAUAGGACGCAUCAACAAUGGCAGCCUGCUGAGGUAAGAGGCACCCUUACUGAAUGCCGAUAUCCAUACAAUUGUGUUUUAAGGGGCAAGUUGUCCAAAUGCCCUUUGGUCAACAAGAAGAAUAUCAAGCCAUGAGACAUCAAUUUAUUGGAAACAUACUAAGUAUUAGUAAAUAACUUAAGUAAACUUUUUCAUGCUUUAUGUUUAAUAGGUUCGCUAUCGAGGUCCUCUCACAUUCCUCAGAUGUCAGAACAGCAGAUUUUUCCCCCGUAAUCCCACAUCACGGGGCAUCGGGGAAGAAUGGAGUCAGUUGGUAGAUGAAGGUACCACAGUACUCGUGUGCCCUGGUGACCAUUACUCCUUAAGUGAGUUACCUCAAGCACAAGUAACUGGUGGUAUCCUUGCAACAGCCCUGGGCUUCACCUACCGCAUGUUGUUUCCAGAAUUCCCCACACCUCCCAGAACGUUCAACCAAAGACGUGCCGUGGGGAAACUUUCUGGCGGUGUAGGCGUGUUCCUUCACUCAAAAAAAGGUAAUUUGAAAAGGGCCUGUCCUCCGCUCGUUGUUUGAUGGUCUAAUAUCCUCUUUAAAGGUGUAUUCUAGAUUUUGGCUGCUUAUAUGGCUCCUCUAAAAGUCAUUGUUUAAAUGAGAAUGAGUUUGUCACUCGCUUUGUAACUCCCACUCCUGAGGCCAUUUACAUUGUUUUCGCAGUGUUAAAAAUGGCCCAUGCGUUAUUUUCUAUUUUUUAUUUUCAUGGCUGGCCAUUGUCAUCUUUAUGCUUUUAGUCCAACCUCUUGAAAUCGCAAAGUGUUGUAUAAAAAAAGGUUUACAAGACAGGUGCAUAAACUUGAUACUUUGCUUAUUGUUUCUUUCUUUACAAUGCACGAAAUAAACUGUCAGAGAUCUGCCUCAAAACAAGAUGUUAGACAUAGACAAACGUAUCCUGUUUGAAUCUCAUGGGUAACAAAUUUCUGUUAUACUAGGCAACAAAAUGCCGCAUCACGGAAUGCUAUUUUUCCAUGAAGAUGCCCACAAACUUGAGCUGAGAUCAAAACCUGGCGAAGAAGAAGGAAUUCAAAACGAAAAAACUAAAAAGAUCAUUGAUCUGAAAGGUAAAUAUACUUUUUAGUCUACACAGCUUUAUCAAUCUUUUUGUCCUUCGUGAAUAUUUUUUCUUGGGACGAAUUCCCUAAGAUAGGAAACAUGCUUCUUUUUCAAAAGAAGAUCAAGCGCUGAAACCGAAUCCCUCAUACAGGUCUUACCUCUCCGAAGUUAUGUCUAAGAUCUGGACAUCGGGUCUCUUAAGAAGAGUGUCGCAUUUAUUUCGUAUUUUGUUUCAAUGAAUUUAUCAGUGGAGAUCAUGCUGGGUUAACUGAUUUGGCAAGGAAACGAUUGAAGAAUUACUUGAGAGGGAAUACCAUAGCAAUAACGCCCAUGUGGAAGUUAAAGUCCCUCAACUUGAUCCUCUUCUAUUUGUUUACCCAAUACUUUCAAGUUAAAGAUGAGGUCUGAUACCUGUCAGGUUGUUAUAUUUGCUUUUAGCGAGAUACUCGACCUUCACUGUCACACUUAGCCCUCAUUCGGACGCCCUGCACCCCGUGACACAAAGAAUACCAUUGCUGUCUUAGGGAAAUUUGAAAAACUGCAGGGGGUGGUCCACAGAAGAGAUCGAGGUAAUUCUAACUCCAGACUCCAGGCCCUAUCCUUAAGGAUUAUUCAUUCCUGCAGCAUGCGCAUGCAUUACAGAAUCUUGCUUAUAACUCAUGAAAUUCAACGUUUUUCAGAACUUCGCAUGGUGCAGCCAGGAAGGUUUGUCUCCAGUGCCCUGAAGUAUACCUGGCGAAAACGAAGAGUUGGAGGUUAUGAAAGUGGAAAUUUGGGACACAUUGCUUCUGUUGCAACCAGUCGCCGCGUGUACAAUUUGGAAUUUUGUGAUUAUUCCGACUUAAAAGCGUUUUACGACAUGGUAGAAGCUGUGUUCGCUGUCAAGCUAUUGACUAUCUAGAAAUGUAGUCGUGAUAUUCGGUAGUAUUCAGGAAUGAAUUUGCUAGUUUGAAGUUUGAAGUAUCAGUGUCAACGGACACUUAAAAUUUAAUUAUAGUUUCUACCUUUUUUAUCCGGCCUACAUUAAGGAACUGUGCUCAAAAAACAUCGAUAAAUAGAUGAACAAACCGUUUUUCAACUUAGAUUUGACAUGUUAAUCGCAUCCUCGUUCGACUACCACUCCUCAUCCUUUGCGAUAACAUCGAUAGAUAGAAUAAAACGUUUUGAAAUAUUUUUUAUUGGAAAAGUUGAGAAGCACUGGACCAAUUUAUGAAAACGGAAUGAUUUAAUUGACAAGAAGCUUGCGUAGUAACCUUUUCCUCAGUUAAGCCAAACAAGAGAAGUGUUGGCUGGGCAAAAGUGAUGUGCAGGCUUGAAUGAAAACUUCCUAUCGCCUUUUUAUUUUCCUCCCCAUUCGCUCUUGUUCCUCGUGCUUGGACAAAAAGAAACGGGAAAGCGAAAAUUCUGCAGAAGCAUGAAUACCUCGUUAUUGGAACUAACUUUCAUCGUGUACGAAACCUUCAAAUUUACCUUUGGAUGAUUGAAUUUUAAAAGAAUGUCAUACACUUUCCUUUUUGAGGCCCCAAAUUUGGGUGAUAACAAUUCUGUAAACUUGAUAAACUUCAUCAGGAUGUUACAACAAACAGACUUUUUUUUUUGUUUCGUAGCCUCACUUGAGGCUCUCGUUUCCUUUCUAAUAGGUAAUGGCGUUUCAUUGGCCCUGGUAUG